CCUCCCUAGUGUCUAGCUCGGCACCAAACUUUAGGUAUCGCCCUGCCUCGAGACCUGGCGCUUAUAUGUAUCUACAGAUAAGUUUAGGUUGCACUAAGAUACUUAAUUCUCAAUGGUUUUUAGCGAUGUUCCAGUGGAGAUCGAAGCACCUACCGACUGUUGUGCAUCUAAUUGCGGUGCCGGUUUCCCGCAUUGGGCAGGGGGAACGGCGCGGGGGGAAGCAUUCAUCGCCUACCUACUUUAAUGUGGAUCGAGAACCUGAUCACCUGUCAGACGAGCUGCGCCGCAAUCCAUCACCAUCUUAAAUUCCUCGAACUGAAGGCUUUGACUUGCUUCGAGUUUUAAUACGGUGCAACUCAGACCUUGCAGACAAUGGAUUGAGCUGUAAAGCUUUGAAUGUUCCUAGCAGAACACUCACCUACCACUCUCGCUCGGGAGCUUAGCACAUACAGCUCGCCAGCUCGCUCGCUCGCUCGUGGAAGUUUUGACAAUCCAACAGGUCCAUCUUACCAACAGCAAAUAGUUAAUAGCCAGGAGACAUGGCAGAAGUCGAGGAGCCACAGUUUGGCUCGCUUGCUGACCGAAUUGCUGCUUUAAACAAGCAGAAAAACUUCACGGCUCCUCCCCCGGUAACAAAACGAGCGCCGCCUCCGCCACCGCCCAGCAAACAGUCUUUCAAAGUUUCAGCCGAAGAAGUCAGCGAUGACAAUAUUCAGAAUGCCCCCAGUAUACCUGCUCGCCCAAACAGGAGAGAACCCCCAAGUGUUCCUCAAAGAGCAAAUACCGCGACUGCUUCUCCUACGGCAUCUCCUGCCGAGACACCCCCGGCUUUGCCCGGGCGACCACCACUCCCCUCCCGAAAGACGUCCGAAUUAAAGCCCACGCCCACCCCGACGUUACCGCCGCGGAGACCAACACAACCGCUUAUGUCCAGGCGCGGCUCUAACUCGUCUGAUGUGUCCCACAUUUCAUCCAUCUCUAAUCUAUCGUUAUCCCGCGCAAGCACGACUUCAAUCGACUCUCCAGCCGCCCGACGAGUGCUUGCACCCACUUUCGACCAAGCAAAGCUCCCGCCGCUGCCACCUUCUAGACGGGCAAGAGACGCACAAGCCGCCAAGGAAGCGGCUGAGAGAGACCUCGCAGUUGAAUCUAACGAUCCUUCUGUCGCUCCGACACUGCCUGCCCGCGCAACACCCCAGCCUGAGCCUCCAAGUCGUCCUAACCUCCCUCCUCGGCUGCCAUCUCGGCCUGCAUCCAAGACACCACUUCCUGCACAGAGUCGAGAAGUGCAAUCCACGGGGCCUCGUCGUCUCCCUCCUGCCCCUUCAGCAUAUGUAAGGCCUAAAACCCUUUUAGAAGGCUCAUCGAGACCGCCAGUCCCAGCAAACCGACCCGGGCGAGUUUCGCCGCCCCCCGUCCCGCUCAAUUCCCGGCCCACUCACGCCGAAAUUGGUGCUGCUACAGUUCGAGCGACGACCAAUGGGGCGGCCGUGUGUAUGAUGUGCAGAGAUUUCUCUGGUCCAGAUAAUGUAGCAGCACAGUAUCCGAAUCAUUCCUUGCCGAGACAGGACCCUGUUGGCUAUCUCGCCAAUGUCCUUUGCAGUCCUUUCCCAUCUCCAACUGACAAGGCUCGUGCAAUUUUCACAUGGUGCCAUCAUAACAUUGCCUAUAACGUCGAGGAGUUCUUUGGAAAGUGCGUCAAAGGACGUGAUGUAAACGAAACAAUAUUCCUGGGUAAAGCUGUAUGUCAAGGGUAUGCGGAAGUCUAUCAAGCAAUCGCACAAAGGGCUGGAUUGCAGUGCAUCGUGGUCGGCGGACAUGGCAAAGGAUACGGCUAUACACCACUGAAACAGGGCCAAGCGCCACCACCUAGGAACCCUACAGGUCAUGCAUGGAACGCUGUGUGCAUCGACAACGGCGAAUGGAAACUUAUAGAUGCGUGCUGGGGUGCUGGAUCUGUUGGCGACGAGAAGUUUCACAAGGGCUUCAAUCCUAAAAUGUUCACCCUAAGUAACGAGCAAUUUGGACUUUCCCAUUUUCCCAGAAACGACCAACACUUUUACCGGGAAGAUGGUAGGGUUUUAUCAUGGGAAGAGUACAUGCUGGGUCCAGUCCCAGGAGCUGAAAAACCAGACUGGUGCGGUGGUGCCAGUGAUGAAGGGAUCUCUAAUGAGGUUGGUUAUAGUCCUGCUGCUAAGCACAUUCCCGUCCAAAGCGGUGAAGUAGUGCGGUUUCAAUUCGCAAAGGUCUGCGAGCACUGGACACAUGAACGAAAUGGAAAAGGCCCGCCUUAUCUACUACUCCUCAAAAUCCACGGCGUUGAUGGACGAAAGGAGGACCUCGUGCCUCUUGAUACGAAUGGGUACUGGUGGUGGGUCGAUGUGCCUGCUAGAGACCUGGGUGCUCCGGGGAUGAAAACCCAACUCUUCGCACUCACGGUAUUAAACGGGCGCGAUGCGCGAGGUGUCACCAAAGAGGAUUAUUAUAGAGCGAAGAAAAGUGGCGGGUAUUCCAUGAGUUGGGCUAUCUGGGUUACGUGGGAACUUGUAUGAUGAGCAAGCCUUUCGACUGAGUCUGGAAGAAAUAAGGGAUCAACAACGAAGAGCAUGCCGGCGCAAGGGAGUUGAAGCACGUGUUUCAGUCAUUGUUUGUUCUUUGGGGGGAGGGAAGCUUAAAGCCGUACAAUAUCAAUUGGGCUGGACAAUAGUGUUUUUUUUCAGACAAUAUAUCCAUCCCUACCUACUCAUGAACCUACAUUUAGAGGAUCCGAUCAUUUUUCUUAAUUUGUUAGCCAACCAGCUUACCUCUAUCAAUGAAUUUAUAUAUACAUGAUAUCUCAGUACUGGAUAAUACCACUCAUGAUUUUAGAGCUCCU
Molecule: messenger RNA, 2875 nt
Organism: Xylaria bambusicola
Lineage: Eukaryota; Fungi; Ascomycota; Sordariomycetes; Xylariales; Xylariaceae
Exons: 1
Coding region: 540-2552 (670 amino acids)
Source: RefSeq, a predicted model, not a curated record